AUGCGCCGCUUCCUCGGCGCCGACAUCGAUCGCAUCGUCAACGGCGCCCCCUCCUCCCUCAUCACCUCCAGGACCAUCACCGAGCUCCUCACCAGCUCCGGCACUUCCGGUGGGCAGCCGAAGCUGCUGCUGUCGACGGAGGAGCUCGACCUUCCUCUACAACCUCCUCAUCCCCGUCAUGAACAGAUCACGACGCCGUCGGGGCUGGUGGCGCGGCCGGCGCUGACGAGCUAUAGCUGCCACUUUUGGGAGCGCCCCGACAGCCCGUAUGAGCUGUACACGAGCUCGAUGGCGCGAUCUUUGUGCCUGGACAGCGCGCAGAGCAUGUACGCACCGCUGCUCUGCGGCCUCGCCCGCCGUGGCGAGGUGCUCCGCAUCGGCGCCGUCUUCGCCUCAACCUUCCUCCGCGCCGUCAAGUUCCUCGUGGGCCACGGGCGCGCGAUCUGCGCCGACAUCCGCGCCGGCCACAUCGAGGCCGUACGCGGGGCCGACCCGGUGUGCCGGAAGGCUGUGGCGAGGAUGGUGGCAGGCCCGGAGCCGGCGCUCGCUGUCGUCGCCGAGUGCGCAGCACCGUCGUGGCGGGGCAUCGUGCGCCGGCUCUGGCCGUGGACCUAUGCGUGGGAAAGAAGACCCGGCGGAAAAAAAAUCGCAAGGAGGAGCGAUCGGGAGGGAUGA
This is a messenger RNA of Panicum virgatum (switchgrass), 675 nucleotides long. Its product is annotated as probable indole-3-acetic acid-amido synthetase GH3.13. Bases 1 to 675 code for a protein of 224 amino acids. Gene Ontology annotation, molecular function: acid-amino acid ligase activity. Gene Ontology annotation, cellular component: cytoplasm. The record is from RefSeq and is a predicted model, not a curated record. Lineage: Eukaryota; Viridiplantae; Streptophyta; Magnoliopsida; Poales; Poaceae. The transcript has 2 exons.